CGGCAUCGCAAUGAACUGGAUAAACUAUACCAGGAAGCUGAACUUAGUGCAGGAAAGCUUGUUGCGGACUCUCUGCGCAGAGACAUGGACAGCUGACUCCGAACCGAAAAGAAUUUCUUGUACAUCAAGCAAAAAACAUUACUGGCAAGAAGACUAACACGUGGAGUGCUACAACCUAUCGCAUGGCUCUUGCGGUCUACGUUGGCUGUCCUUCAGCAUAUAAUGCCCUCAAAGAGCUAGGCAUAAUGCAGCUCCCUAGUGAAAGGUCGCUGAAGGACUUUACAGGCGCAAAGUUAUUUGCACCUGGAGCUGAAGCAUGGGAGAGCCACAUCAAGCAAGAAGCUAGCCGGUACAACACAAUAAAAGAAGAACUGACUUCAGCUCUCACCGGCAGCGCAGCAAAACUAAGGAUUCCUCAGCAGGAAGGCGUGUUAAUUUUUGACGAAGUUAAAGUAAUCGGAAAAAUCAUGUGGAACAGUAAGAGCCAGCAGGUGUACGGCUUGGCUAUGUCGCUGAAUGACCUGAGCAGUCUGCAUGACAUCUACACAACAAUAGACCCAAAAGUGAAAACACAAAAAGCCAAGUACUGUUUGCAGUUUUUGUGGCGAGACUGCACCUCAGAUUUCGACCUUGUUGGGCCAUACUACACGUCGGAAGGUGUCCAGCAACCAUCCCACAUCAUUGCCUGUCUUCAAGACACAAUGCGUCUGCUCCAUAGACAUGGCUUCGUUGUGAACAGUAUUGUGUGCGAUGGUGCAAGUACUAACUUAGCAACCAUUAAGAAUGUGACAGGUGCAGGAAAAGGGCCGUAUGGAAUGAGCGACCAACCCGUACCAAAUCCUCACGAUGUUUCCUCUUGGUUCUGGAAUUGGUUUCAACCGGACAUUCCUGUCUUCUGGAUUAUCUGUCCUUCACAUCAGUUGAAAAACAUGAUCAAUGCUCUUUGGCAAUCCAAGCCGGUCACUGGGCGAAGCAGGGGAUUUGUGACACACCUAGGAGGCCCCGUGUUUGGCUGGGAGGCUGUUGAGGACAUGUGGAAGCGAGAUAAAGAUCGCAGAGCAAGAAAUGUUUCGAGAGAGGUGCCAUCCUUACAGGAGAGCUUUAUCAAAAGGGAUGCCUGGACCAAGUUGAACGUUCGUCCAGCUAAAGUGAUGCAGCAAGAGCAAGUACUGGCAGAACUGGCACACCAUGCGUUAUCAGCAGACAAGCCACAGCCAUCCAAUGCUGCAACUACCAUAAUGACCAGAGACUACCUACAGCCAUGA
Molecule: messenger RNA, 1265 nt
Organism: Priapulus caudatus
Lineage: Eukaryota; Metazoa; Priapulida; Priapulimorpha; Priapulimorphida; Priapulidae
Source: RefSeq, a predicted model, not a curated record